Molecule: messenger RNA, 866 nt
Organism: Tricharina praecox
Lineage: Eukaryota; Fungi; Ascomycota; Pezizomycetes; Pezizales; Pyronemataceae
Product: TB2/DP1, HVA22 family-domain-containing protein
Exons: 5
Coding region: 148-663 (171 amino acids)
Source: RefSeq, a predicted model, not a curated record
UACAAGUCGAACCAACCAACCACUCCACAACCUUCAACUGCCACCUACACAUCUUCAAUAUAUCCCAAAGACUUCCUCCUGUCUUCUUCUAAAUCUUCUACCAACACCCUCAUUCUCACCCUCACACAUAACCCACCAACCUACACGAUGUCGUACCAGGAUAAGGCGCAGAAUAUGGUCUCCCAGCUCGACAAAGAGCUCUCCAAAUACCCCGCUCUCAACAACCUCGAGAAGCAGACUGGUGUCCCUAAAGUAUACGUCGUCGGAGGAGUCAGUUUCUUCUACUUCUUCCUGAUCUUCCUCAAUUAUGGCGGACAAUUCUUCACCAACCUCGCUGGAUUCGUUAUCCCCGGCUACUACUCCUUCAACGCUCUGUUCACCGUGUCUAGAACCGAUGACGCUCAAUGGCUUACGUACUGGAUCGUUUUCGCGUUCCUCAGCUUGAUUGAGUCCGCGGUCUCCGUCACUUACUGGCUUCCCUUCUACUACGCCUUCAAGUUCGUCCUCGUCCUCUGGUUGGGACUUCCCCAGUUCAGCGGUGCUCAGGUGGUCUUCACUUCGUUCCUCAAGCCUCUGCUCGCCAAGCAGUUCAGCUCCGCCCACUCUGCCUCUGCCGGUCUCCGUGCUAAGGUUGACUCCCUCGGUGGUGACAAGAGCUUGUAAACUGCUUCCGCUGCCGUCACGUUUAAAGUUUCGACGAGUCGAAGUUUGAAGUUGUAGUAGUGGUAGUGUGUGUGCGUGCAAGGGCGUAAAGGGAAAUCGGAUUUCAUUUGUGACGAAGGGAUUCCUAGUUUUCCUUCGGGUUGUCUUUUUUCUUUAUUUCCGUUGGCCUGUACCUGCAUUGAAUAGCGAAUAUACAGAACACC